Sinocyclocheilus grahami is the source of this 3093-nucleotide messenger RNA. RefSeq names its product sterile alpha motif domain-containing protein 9-like. NCBI's taxonomy places the organism in Eukaryota, Metazoa, Chordata, Actinopteri, Cypriniformes, Cyprinidae. Gene Ontology annotation, cellular component: cytoplasm. The coding region runs from base 1 to 3093 and encodes 1030 amino acids. The record is from RefSeq and is a predicted model, not a curated record. The transcript has a single exon.
AUGAUGUACCAGUUACCUUCAUAUAACCCCAGUGAUAAAAUCUCAAUUCCAGCUACAUUCCAAACGUCACUGUCACACCUGGACAUUGUGUGGUCUGAUGUGUCCGAGACUGUUGGCUCAAAGAUAAACCCUGGCCUAGCUAAACAGCGUCAGGCUGACUUUCUUAAAGGAGUCCCACCAAAGUGGCUGAACUUUUACCCAGCAAACUUACCACUGGUGGAAAGGGAUGGAUUUAAUGGUUUAAUAGAGUUAAUUGAGAAAAGAAAAAGAAAAUACUGUCUCAUCACUGAAGUUUCUUUACGAUACCAGUCUGGCAGUGGAGGCUCAACUCUCGCCAUGCAGGUGCUUUGGCGUUUCCGGAAAGAUCUCAGAUGUGCCAAAGUGAUCGAUUCAGAUCUAGACACCAAAGAGCUGUCGAAACAAGUGCUGGACCUUUUCCUGCUGCCUAAUGAACAACAUGCUGAACAAGAUCGGAGAACUGUGCUGCUGUUACUGGACACCAAGGAAAAGAUAAAUGAUCUGCCUAUCAAGAAGGUUCUCUGGGAAGACCUGAUUGAAGAAAUACAUAAGAGGGGCAUCAAUACGAAAACUCCAGCUGUGAUCAUUUUGAACUGCAUCCCUACAGACUUCACUCUAAAAGACAAAUUGAUUCUUCCUCCAAACCUGUCUGAAGGGGACAAAAAACAAUUCAAGGAACAACUUCUGCAACAGAUCCGACUACAGAGAAAAGGCCACUGGAAAGUUACAACCAUAAGUCUGUUGCACCACAAAGACAGCGGCGGAUCAGCGCUAGCUAGUGAGGUACUGAGAGACUUGAGUGAAGAGUUCACAUGUGAAACCCUGACAGAACCAUUCAAAACAGAUAUUGCAGAAAAUAAAGACGAGUUUGAGGAAGAGAUUGAAAAUAUGGCAAAUAAAUUGCUCAGCAUUUAUAAAAGACCUGUGCUUCUCCUGUUGGAUCAUGAAGACGAUAAGCCCCUACGGUACUUAUUAAAGAAUCUGCUGUCAAAGCUUCAGCACGCUUACCAAGCUGACCACCCUGCAUUCAUCAUUAUCAACGCUGUUAGCAAGAGCGCUGUUCGAGUGCCAGGCGAUGUGAAGCUUAAAAUGGAGCUCCUACCAGAUGAGAAGCAGAGGUUUGCUCAGAAAAGGCAGGAGAUUGAACAGAAAUACAAGAAAAUGUCAGAUAAGUUUCAUGCCUUUAACAUAAUGCAAGGAGGCUUCCAGAAAGAGGAUGCUAAGAAUUUGAUCACAGAUGAAAUGAGAAAACAUGUCGAGAAUCACAUAAAGUCCAGCAGCACAAGACUUCUCGGUUUUCUGGCUUUGAUAAAUUCAUAUGUCCCAGGUUCACGCUUGACGAAACCUUUAUGCAAGGAAUUCAUCAAGCAAGAUCGAUGGACUGUUGAGGAAAAACCUUCACUGGAAAUGAUAAUGAAGCCUUUCGAUGAUCUCAUGGUCAUUUUCUCAGAAGGAGAACAGAAAGCCAACUGCAUACGCCUGGCACAUCCACUGAUUGCUGAUGCGUGUCUAAACAUGCUCACUGAGCACAAACUGACCAGAUCUGACAUCGCUCAGGACUUCUUGAAAAAUAUGGUUAAAGGAAAAGAGAGUAAUUAUGAGAAAAUUUGCAAGAGCCUGUUAGUCACAAGGCCUGAGGGUCUGACAGAAAAGGACAUGUUUUCCAGACUGAUUCUUGACAUCAUAAGAGAAAAUAAUACUAACCAGUGCAUUUGUUUGUUGGAGUCGGCUUCAAAAUUGUUCUCAACCGACCCUUUCUAUCCUCAAACACUGGCACGUUUGUAUUACAUUAAGGUACAAGGGGAAAACAAAUAUAAAAAGGCAAAACAAUGGGCAAAAGAGGCUAUUGAUAGAGACUGCACAAAUUCUCAUAUUAGGGACACACUGGGGCAAGUUCACAAAAACCACCUGUCACGGAUCUGGAAUAAAAUAAAGCAGGAGAGGGGGAAAGUGAUGAAACCAUGCACAGACAUAGACACACGUUUGGCCAUGGCAAAGUCUGCCAUUGAUGCAUUUGAUGAUGAAGAGAAGGCAGCUAAAGAUGAGUUAGAAAACCCUAAGACCAAAUACAAUAACAGGGGCCGCUUUGGUUUUCUGCAGGUUUGCAAGGAGAUUUAUGAUUUAAGGACCUUAAUAGGUCCAAAAAAUCCACUUAAACAAAAACACCUUGACUUCAAUGGUCUCAGAGGUAGUGUUGAGGACAAAUAUGAUUUCUUUGAAUGGUAUCUGGCAUUCUCCAAACUGAGCUUUAAAGAAGAAGAUCCAGACUACUUUCACAGAGAUGUUGAAGAUUGCUAUAAGAGAUAUUUUACACAGGACACUCAGAAUGAAGAAAAGACCCUGAAUGAGAAAAAAAAGGAGUCUUUUGGAGGACUGCUUCAUUUCUUAAAAUCGGACAUCAAUGUGUGUAAACAAAACCUGAGUGCAAGUGAAAAACCCCGGUCAGACAAUGAAGACCAAAUCGUUCUCUACAUUCUUGCCAACAUCAUCUUGAGUUUGUCGGGUGAGCCGUGUGAAAAAGCAGAAAAGCUUCAGGCCAGGUUACAGAAACUUUGGUUCAGUAAAGAACAAGGCAGAAGCCCAGAGUUCUACCUCUUGAUCUUUCUGCUCUUUUGGCCUGAUGAUGCACAGAAAGCAAAGACUAACCCUCCAGACCUAGAAAACUGUGUUGAAUACAUGAGUCAGUCAUACGAGAGCAAGUAUGGGGAACACCUCCGCGGCCGCUACCUGGUGCCUCUGUUCUUCUUAGGGACAGAAGGAGGUUUGCAGAGACUGGUUCAUGCAUUAAAACCCAAUAAAAAAGGUUUGCGGAGACUGGUUCACUCAAAACUGCAUCAAACUGAUCUGGAGCUCCUCACUGAAAGAGAUGAAAGUGUGGAAGUCAAGUGUCUUCAGCGCAUCAACGGGAAGGUCAAGAAUCACAGAGUGUUUGCUGUAAGAGAUGAGCAACAGAUUCCCGUCUCUCCUCACGAUCGGGCCAGUGUGUGCAAACAAGGACAGGUGUCUUUCUACCUGGGCUUCAACAUCAGAGGACCUGUUGCCUACAACAUCAGAUAUCAUAAGAACUGUGAGUAA